Molecule: messenger RNA, 4922 nt
Organism: Pungitius pungitius (ninespine stickleback)
Lineage: Eukaryota; Metazoa; Chordata; Actinopteri; Perciformes; Gasterosteidae
Product: TSC22 domain family protein 1-like
Exons: 3
Coding region: 762-3680 (972 amino acids)
Biological process (GO): positive regulation of cell population proliferation; regulation of transcription by RNA polymerase II; negative regulation of apoptotic process
Cellular component (GO): nucleus; cytosol
Source: RefSeq, a predicted model, not a curated record
GAGCACCCCUCCCCUUGAGUCCCGUCACAGCGCGCAGAGCCACAGCAGCGUUUCAGGAGGCUACAUAGUGAGCACCCGCUACCACUGGAGAGGACCAGUGAUACAGCAAAACCGACACCAAAACGAAGAUUCAGAGGAAUGGAUUAAAACGUUCGAACGCAUCCGUUGAGUGAUCGUAUUCGGUGUUUGCGUCACCGUGCACCGGACGAAAGGUUGCCUGUUUACAAUCUAUUUCCUUUGAGCAAAUUCAUCCGCUAAGGCGACUCGCUACAGUGUGUGCUUUUAGCUAGCCGGUGAUGGAGACUGGCAGCUAGCUAGCUAGCUGGCGUUACUCUUCUGUCAGGCUAGCAUCCGUUAUAAGGCUAACUUAACUUUGCUCUCGCUAUUCUGCUUUUUGCACCAGUCGUCACACCGACGUACUUUCUCAAUAGAAACCGGUCAAAAUGUUAGCGUGUGCGUAAGUAAGGCACGAGCUGAUAACGCCGGUGAAUUAACACUGGCACCAACUGACGUUGGGUCGCUAGUUAGCUUCUUUUACCUCGCUAACUGUCACCGGAUAAUUCGGAAUCGUGUCUGAGAUGCUGUAAAUAUCAGCACAACUUUGCCCGAUAAUUGAGAACAGCCGAUACUUGGUUCAUUCAUAUCUAUAUUUUUGAUCGUGUAAGUCCGUGGAUCGAAGUUUAGUCAAAACGGCGCCGUUAACGAACCGCAACCUUAUUGCAUACUGUCAGAGAGCGACUACCCCCCCGGAUUCUCUCGUAAUGCAUCAUCCGGACGCUGCAGGAGACUCUGGCGGUGUUAGAAAGAUGGCGCACCCGGCUGCCUUCCACAGGAGGGGCAGUAACACGAGCAGCGGCUCCGCGCUGUCAUCACCGGUGGUCAAUAACAGCCACGUCCCGGCCGAUGAUUAUCAGCCCUCCCUGUUGAUUCAGUGCCAACCUCCUGCUGGCUCUUCCUCCCCGGGUCCCCAUCAUAUUCCACCCCACAGCCUGAAUCUGCACUCUCAGCCCCAGCCGGCGCAGCAGGUCGCCGCCCAAACAAAAAAGAAGAGCGGAUUCCAGAUCACAAGUGUGACUCCGGCACAGAUCUCUGUGAGCACCAACAACAGCAUCGCGGAGGACACGGAAAGCUACGAUGACCUGGACGAGUCCCACACCGAGGAUCUCUCCUCUUCCGAAAUCCUGGACGUGUCCCUCUCCAGAGCGAACGACAUAGUCGGGGCCGAGAGGAGCUCCUCGGAGGAGACGCUGAAUAAUUUCCACGAGGCCCAGACCCCUGGGGCUGUCUCCCCCAACCAGCCUUCAAUCCCCCAUGCCCUGAACCAGGCUCAGCAGCACGUCGGGGCCUUGGUGAAUGGUAACGUGCACCACCAUCACCACCACCAUGCACAUCAUCCUAACCACGGCCAGGCCUACCCGCGGACACCAGGGCCCGGGAUCACCCCCUCUGCCCUGAAUUCUGGAGCUUUACCAUGUGUCACCCAGAAAAUGCCUUCAACCGUGGGGGUCCUUCAAGAGAAUGUUUCCCAGGCCGCCCCUCCAAGUAUCGUCGCUCAGCCUUUAGGGGUCGUGGCCCCGGGAUCUGUCCCUGGAAUGCACAGCUCUGCAACGGGCACAACAGUUAGCAUAGUUAAUCCCCAGACCAGCACUGUUAGUAAUGUGAAUAUGUUGAGCUCUGCCAACGUGCCUGUGAGAGGGGGGAUGAGCGUGAGCGCGAUCAGUAGCAGUGGUGGCGGCUAUCCUCUCAAUGUGAUGGGCAGCAGUGGGGGCAGCGCAGGGGUAGUUGGUGCCGGCACUGCAGCCGGCGGUAACCUCAUGAGCAACACCAACGUCGGCAUGAUCCAGCAACAGCAAAACACCAACUCCAGCAUCGCUAUGACAACGACGACGACGACUGCUGCUGCUGCUGUUGGGGCCUCUGGAGGGAUCCAGGGGAGGGUUGGCCCUGUCACAGGUGUGGCCCCAGUCCCUGUACCCUCCGCUGCUAUCCAGCCCGCCCAGGCGCCGGCCCCUGCAGUGGCUGCCGCCAGUUCUCGCUUCCGGGUGGUUAAGCUGGAUUCGAGCUCUGAACCGUUUAAGAAAGGCAGAUGGACAUGCACAGAAUUCCACGACAAGGACACUCCGGGCUCUGCUCCAAGCUCUUCUGCAUCUGACACCGGGUCAGUCAGCGCGCGACCGUUUGUCUCUGAGAGCUUUGCUGCGGCCCCGGAGAGGGAAAGCACAAGUGGUAGUUCUGUGAGUAGCACUAUGAGUACAUUAAGUCACUAUAACGAGAGCGCGUGCAGCGCAGAGGCCGGGGGACCGCCAGCAGCCCAGCAUGCCCAGGAUUACGCCUCCCCUCCUCCGGGCUUUCAAGGAGUCUUCCCCGGUGGCUUAAACAUGGCAGUGUCCCAAUCUCAAACGCACCCCGCGGAUAUGACCCAUUCACAUGUGAACACCACUGUGGCACCCUCAGCUCCCACUCACAAUUAUCAGCUCGGCCACCACACCCAACCCAACCAGCAGCUCACCUAUGCCCAGGCAGUUGCCAAUCAGUCCUCAGGCACCACACAGGGCCUCGUGGGUGUGCAGCAGCAGCAGCAGCAGCAGCAGCAGGGCUAUGUGAGCCUGCCACAGCAACCAGCUGUUACCCCCCAAGCAGCUUCAUUACAGGGGAGGCCACCUGAGUACGCACAUCCACACCAAGGAGUCUCCCCGGCCGCUGCUGCUUCUCAGCCUCUGUCCCACCAUACUGGAUCAGCUUGUCAGAUGAUGGGUGGCCCGCAGCAGCCCCCGUCCCUUCAGGCGUCCACUAUUUCCCCUCAUAUUGGACCACCGGGUCUCGGCCAACAGCCCCAGAGCCACGCGGUCAAUCAGGAUUCCCAGCAGCAGCAGCAGCAGCAGCAGCAGCAGCAGCAACAACAACAGUCACUACAGACACCGAUCCACAACCAAGGCGUGGGCCCCCAGCUGGCCGCAACAGUCCACCAGAGCCAAGUGUCUGCCCAGAGCGUGCCUCCCUCCAACCCUCAGAGCGCUCCCAAAGCGCACAACGCUGGGAACAGCGGCAGGAUGCCCCCGCAGAGCCAGCUCUCCAGCGGGGGCUUGUCCCAGGACCACAGCAGCGUCCUGGCCCUGGUUCACGCUGCCCAGGCCAGUGCCCUCUACGCCAGUCUGCCCACCUUCACCACCACCCAGCUGCAGGACGCCCAGCGGCUGCUCCUCCAGCACCAGUCGGCUCUGUUGGGGCUGCCCAAACUGUCUGGCGGGGAGGCCGGAUCCGGCACAGGCCCGGGUCAAGAAGCCGAGGGCGCCGCCGCUGCCGCCAGUGCCUUAGUUGCAUCAGCUGGUCUCAGGGCUGCCGAUGGGGAGGAGGACGGCUCGUCGGGAGCCAGCGUCGUGGCCAUAGACAACAAGAUUGAACAAGCGAUGGACCUGGUGAAGAGUCACCUGAUGUACGCCGUGCGUGAGGAGGUGGAGGUCCUCAAGGAGCAGAUCAAGGAGCUGAUCGACCGGAACUCCCAGUUGGAGCAGGAGAACACCCUGCUGAAGACCCUGGCCAGCCCAGAGCAGAUGGCCCAGUUCCAGGCCCAGGUUCAGUCCGGCUCCCCCCCCGCCCCUCCGACGGCUGCCACGCCGGGGCCUCCGGGCGGCGCCGCUCUCGCCCAGCCCGCCUCGCACAGCUCCGGACCGUCAGCGUAGCCUGUUCUCUCUCUCUCUCUCUCUCUCUCUCUCUCUCUCUCUCUCCCCUUCUCUUACCGACGGACGGACGGACACGUUUUUUUGCCUGUUCUGCUACGCCUGGCCUUCCGCAGCAGGAGGUUCGGCUGUCAAGACAAAGAAUUUGCACAUAUUUAUCUCUCAGAAGGAUGCACCCGACAGGGCGGGCGGCGCAGCGGCGGCGGAAGAAUAAGAAGAAGAGGAAGAGGAGGAGGGGUGGGCAAUCCGCAGACGCUGUGUGGGGGGGCUUGUUUCAAAGGAGGGUUGAAUCAUCGAACAUUUGCCAAAAAAAAAAACCUUGGACAUAUCAACUAGAAUGUCACGCGGAGGAGAAACAAAAUCGCUCAGCGGUGGCGACAAUAUGCUUAGAUGUAGAUUGGAAAAAAAAAAUCACUGUGCCUGUGUCUGGAUUUUAAGUGAUGUCGAUUUUACUGAUGACAAAGACGACUGAAGAGAAGGAGGUGGAGGAUUGUAUUAGUUACCUUUUUUUCUUUUUUUUUUCUUGCUGAAUGAUGUAAAUAAAAGUGGUUCUCUGAAGGCGACCAUAAAGUACGGGCCUCAAGGUUUGCGAGAGAGGAAAAAGUUUUCUCUGAGGGACAAACGGGGAAUGUGAGCGAUUUAUUAUUACAAAGUCCCCAUCUGGAAUGGGGGAGUCGGGGGUAUAUUGAACAUUUGUCAGCGUUGAUGACGUUACUUCGACUGCGUGUUGGUGGGAUGAACAAAACGUGGUUCCCUAUUGAGAUGAUGACAUUCUAUUUCAGUAUUUCACUUUCAAGCUCCUCAUUUUGCUCUCGAACUAAGCUCAACGCUGUUUUUUUCUUUCUUUUUUUCAACCCUGCUGUGGCAUGUAAUUUAUACCUUAAUCGCCAGGGUUGAGACUUUGGGCUAAGCUGCAUUUCUUUUUCUUUUCUUUUUUCUAAAAAUUUGAUGGGCAGAAGAUUAUGUAUAUUUCUGUAUAGUGUAAGUACCAUGUAAAAUAGUGAGGAGAGGGAGUAAAAACAACAGAGGUUAUCUCGGUCACACAGAUGGAAGCGGGUGAGCGAGGAAGGUGCCGUCUGUGGCGUCUAUUUUUAAUGCUGUAUUUUCCAGACUGGAGUUGGGGUUAUUUAACUGGCACAACUUAACACGCCAACUAUGUUGUCCAUAUCCCUUACGAAGACUCUUUGUCACUUUCACGACUUUUCUUUCCAGAGUAUUGCACCUUUUUAUGAUUUUUUUUUUUUU